Molecule: messenger RNA, 1914 nt
Organism: Saccharomyces kudriavzevii IFO 1802
Lineage: Eukaryota; Fungi; Ascomycota; Saccharomycetes; Saccharomycetales; Saccharomycetaceae
Gene: FET3
Product: ferroxidase FET3
Exons: 1
Coding region: 1-1914 (637 amino acids)
Biological process (GO): reductive iron assimilation; cellular response to iron ion starvation
Cellular component (GO): high-affinity iron permease complex
Molecular function (GO): ferroxidase activity; copper ion binding
Source: RefSeq, a predicted model, not a curated record
AUGACUAAGGCUUUACUCUCUGUAGUCGCUUUGCUUUUCUCGAUGCUCUCGCUGGCGCAGGCGAAGACGCACACGUUCAAUUGGACCGCCGGAUGGGACUACCGAAACGUGGAUGGGCUCAAAAGUCGUCCCGUUAUCACUUGUAAUGACCAGUUCCCAUGGCCGGACAUCACCGUCGACAAGGGUGAUCGUGUGCAGGUGUACUUGACCAACGGGAUGAACAACACCAACACUUCCAUGCAUUUUCACGGUCUUUUCCAAAACGGGACCAACUCGAUGGACGGUGUGCCCUUCUUGACGCAGUGUCCCAUUGCUCCGGGGAAUACCAUGCUUUAUAAUUUCACUGUGGAGCACAAUGUCGGUACUUACUGGUACCAUUCGCACACCGAUGGUCAAUACGAAGACGGGAUGAAGGGUCUUUUCAUUAUCAAUGACGGAGAUAACUUUCCGUACGAUUACGAUGAGGAACUUUCUUUGUCGCUUAGUGAGUGGUACCACGACCUGGUGACCGACCUGACCAAGUCGUUCAUGAGUGUUUACAAUCCAACCGGUGCCGAACCCAUCCCACAAAAUCUGAUUGUCAACAACACGAUGAACCUGACAUGGGACGUCCAGCCGGAUACCACGUACCUUCUCAGAAUUGUUAAUGUCGGUGGGUUCGUGUCCCAGUACUUCUGGAUCGAGGACCAUGAAAUGACCGUGGUCGAGAUCGACGGUAUCACCACUGAAAAAAACGUGACAGAUAUGCUUUACAUUACUGUCGCCCAGAGAUAUACGGUCCUGGUUCACACGAAAAACGAAACCGACAAAAAUUUUGCCAUCAUGCAAAAAUUCGAUGACACCAUGUUGGAUAUCAUCCCAGGUGAUUUGCAAUUGAAUGCUACUUCGUACAUGGUCUACAACAAGUCUGCUGCGCUACCCGCCCAAAACUACGUGGACUCAAUAGAUGAUUACUUGGACGACUUCUAUCUGGAACCAUACGAAAAGGAGGCCAUCUAUGGUGAGCCAGACUACGUCAUUACCGUCGAUGUUGUCAUGGAUAACUUGAAAAACGGUGUGAAUUACGCCUUCUUCAACAACAUUACCUAUACCACUCCGAAGGUCCCCACUUUAAUGACCGUCUUGUCUGCAGGUGACCAAGCCAACAAUUCCGAAAUCUAUGGUACAAACACACACACUUUCAUCUUGGAAAAGGACCAGAUCGUCGACAUUGUACUAAACAACCAGGAUACAGGUACCCAUCCUUUCCAUUUACACGGUCACGCCUUCCAAACCAUUCAAAGAGAUCGUACAUACGAUGACGCCUUGGGUGAAGUUCCUCACAGUUUCGACCCAGAUAACCACCCUGCCUUCCCAGAAUACCCAAUGAAAAGAGAUACGCUAUACGUGAGACCACAGUCCAAUUUUGUCAUCAGAUUCAAAGCCGACAACCCUGGUGUUUGGUUCUUCCAUUGCCACAUCGAAUGGCAUUUGUUGCAGGGACUAGGUCUUGUCCUUGUGGAAGAUCCGUUUGGUAUUCAAGAGGCUCAUUCCCAACAAAUAAGCGAAAACCAUUUGGAAGUUUGCAAGAGUUGCUCCGUCGCUACCGAAGGCAAUGCUGCUGCCAAUACGCUCGAUCUGACCGACUUGACCGGUCAAAACGUCCAGCACGGAGUUAUUCCUAGCGGUUUCACCAAAAAGGGCAUAAUUGCCAUGACAUUCUCUUGUUUUGCUGGUAUCUUAGGUAUCAUCACCAUUGCCAUAUACGGUAUGAUGGAUAUGGAAGAUGCAACCGAAAAGGUUAUUCGAAACCUACAUGUGGACCCCGAAGUCUUGAUAAACGAAGUUGAUGAAAGUGAAGAUCGUCAUAUAAACGAAGAUCGUCAUUCCACCGAGAAGCAUCAAUUUCUAACCAAAGUUAAAGACUUUUUCUGA